Messenger RNA from Sycon ciliatum, 1626 nucleotides. Its product is annotated as protein lifeguard 4-like. Bases 213 to 962 code for a protein of 249 amino acids. Gene Ontology annotation, biological process: negative regulation of apoptotic process. The record is from RefSeq and is a predicted model, not a curated record. NCBI's taxonomy places the organism in Eukaryota, Metazoa, Porifera, Calcarea, Leucosolenida, Sycettidae. The transcript has a single exon.
AGACUGAAACGAGGAAGGCGCUUGUACUAGGGUCUGCUGAAGUCUGACAUCCGCCUGGCAGGGGUCGUGAGCGUAACCUUGUUCGUUCCAAAACUACACGACACUCUCUAUCUGUGGUGGUGAAUUAAUUGCCGGCUUUCCUUUCGCCUGGCGUGUUUGAUUUGGAAGUUGGUCCAGUCGAGCAAAUUCGUUUGAAAACUGUACAUUCUGCAAUGGCCACUAGCACUUGGGGUGGACCCGUCCGAGAUGGAAAGGGCAAGCGAAACGCGGACGCUUUUGACGUUGAGGCGCAGGUCAGCAUGGAGGGCUCUGUGAGCAGUGUCGCUGUCGCUAUUCGUAUGGGAUUCUUGCGGAAGGUUUACUGCAUUCUGACUGCUCAGCUUGCUCUCACAACGCUGGUUUGCGUGCUAUUCAUGGCCAGCAAGACUGUCAAGUCGUUCGUGCAGAGCACUCCAGCAGCGCUGUACCUGGCCAUGGGCCUGUCGUUCAUUCUGAUCUUUUCCCUUAUUGCCAAGCGUCAUGAAACGCCAACUAACAUGUAUCUCCUGUUUGCAUUCACGCUAGUUGAAUCCUACACUGUGGGCACAGUUGUGACAUUCUAUGACCAAAAGGUCGUGGCCGAAGCUGCUAUGCUCACACUGACAGUGUUCAUUGCGCUCACAAUCUACACGCUGCAGAGCAAGCGAGACUUUAGUGCUUGGUACGCUGGCCUCUUCACCGCCCUCUGGAUUCUGAUCGGUGCUGGCGUCAUGCAAAUAUUCCUGCACAGCGAGACCUUGGAGAUGAUGAUGGCUGCUGGUGGUGCAUUCCUGUUCAGCCUGUUCAUCAUCUUCGAUACACACAUGCUAAUGCACAAGCUGUCUCCCGAGGAGUACAUUUUGGCGUCCAUCAAUCUCUAUUUGGACAUCAUCAAUCUGUUCUUGGAAAUCCUGCGCCUCUUGAACGAGGCCAACAAGAAUUAACACGAGUAACCAACUGUUCCUGGCAUAUACACAUGCUUACCAAGUUUGAUCCGAUCAACAAGCCCGAGUCUUCUUCCGUGGAACAUGCUGAAGUGCCCGGGUACAUCCAUACUUGUAUGCAAGCUGUAUUUGCCACUGUACGAACCAGUGUGUUGAUCAGUGUGCGGUUUCCUUCGUCAUGGACUCUUUCUGCGUGCAUGUGUGUGUGUGUGUGCGCGCUCGUGUGUGCCUGCUUGUGCACGUGUGUGUAUGUGUGUGUGUCGGUGGCGUGAAUUCAUUAGAUUUGUCGUAUAAAUUGAAUAAUGUUUGUCCAACCUACACACCCCUUCCAAAAAAAUAAUCCUUUUCCGAAAAGUUUGAAAUUCUGAUAUUUUAUGACAUGAAUCAUCCAUGAAAUUUAAAUGGCUGGACCAACUGCAGUUUUAUCUUAUCAUCGUUCGCUAGCCUAGGUAUCUUUGUGUGUAUUUGGUAGACACCGAGACGGUGUUAACUGUGUGUACUCGAGCUACACCAGUUUCUGUGUAUGUGUAUGUAGCUUGCUGUGUGCUUCAGCUUCAUCUAGCCAUUUGGAAUAUUCUACCGAAUUGCUUCGCAACGAAAUUAUAUUACAUUUUCCAAUUGCUUCUUGCCUGCAUUUUUCCGAUGAACUUUCUUGCUAGAACAA